Molecule: messenger RNA, 1318 nt
Organism: Medicago truncatula (barrel medic)
Lineage: Eukaryota; Viridiplantae; Streptophyta; Magnoliopsida; Fabales; Fabaceae
Exons: 1
Coding region: 214-1122 (302 amino acids)
Source: RefSeq, a predicted model, not a curated record
UAUUGUCUUUGACGAAAGUUGACAGAAAGCAAGAACCACACCGUACUGCACAGUACUCACAAGUCACAACAUGUGUAUGUGUAGUGUGUACUAUCAUUGUUACAAUUUUCAAAACACAACAAGAAUCACUUCACCUCACAGUCUCACUCUCACUCUCACUCUCACUCUCACUCUCACUCAUGCAAUAAGAAGUAGCUUAAUCUAUUCACAACCAUGAAAAGCCAUCAACCAAAGCAGCUUAAAACUCAACUAUUCUCAUGUGGCUUUUUUCGACACUGCGGCCAAACAGUCCUUAGUCCCACAGCCACCGGUCCCACACCACCACCACUCCCUCUAACUCAAACUCACACUUCAACAACAUGCGAAUCUUCCACUUCAUCCUCUUCUAACUCAGCCACCACUUCUCAAAGCUUCACACAGUGGCGUUUCUCUAUUCCCACCCCCACUUCCACUCCAAACACACCCCCACUUCCUCCUCCACCACCUCUUCCUCCUUUUCUUUCCACUAUCCCCAACCUUCAAGAACUCUUCCACGUGUCAGAACUACAAUCAACUACAGACCUUAACGCUGCUCUUAACCUUCUAGAACGUUCCCUCGUUCCCAACCCUCCACAAGACCAACCACCAUGUCCACCUAACCUCAUGCGUGCACUCAUACGAAAUUUACGUGAAUCAAAACCCGCCACCAAGAUUCUAUUCGCGCUUUGUCUCUCAGAAGCCAACCGUCGUGUCGCCGUUGAAGCUGGCGCCGUUGGAGCCGUCGUGGAAUCUGCUCCUGAACUCGAAGGUGCACCAGCUGAGAGAGCUCUCGCUGCUUUAGAGCUUAUGUGUACUGUGCCGGAGGGUGCGGAGGAAGUGAGAGCUCACGCGCUAGCGGUUCCAGUGAUGGUUACUGUGAUGGGAAAAACGGGGGCGCGUGGGAAAGAGUAUGCUAUUGGUGUGUUGGCUGUGAUUUACGGCGGUGAUAUGGGGGAUAUGCAGACGGCUCCGCCAGAAGAGGUGGCGCGUGCGGUGGAGUUGGCGCUUCAAGGUGAUUGUAGUGCUAGGGGAAAGAGAAAAGGGGCCCAGCUUUUGAAGACACUGCAACAUCUUUCUCACCCCCACUCGCAUGACACAAGUUAGAGUUGGUGCGUGGUGUUCACUUGCGAUUAAAAAAUAGAUAAUAAAUGUAUCUACUACUGUCAACUUUUACCAUUUCAACUUUACUGUCAUUAUUGCUUGCUGCAUCUGCAUCAUGUUUGUAAUUGUAUCACCAUGCCUUUGUAUUUUGAAAUACUAGUAGUACAUGCUGUUUAUGGCGAUUAUGAUUUGAUAUUUU